AUGCAUUGGUUAAUUCAAAACAAUCCACUAUAUUCAGAUGUACAAAUUGAUUACGAAGCAUUAAAUGCAUUACCAGACAAUGAUAUUCCUUCUGAUACAUCAACAGUUGAGACAGAUGACAAUAUCGUCUCUGAUGAUAAUAAACCAGAUUUAGGUCCUCCAACUGAUAAUACCAGUGAAGAUACAGUAUAUAAUGAUUCCACUGAAAURAGUAGUUUUUUACCUUAUGGUCAACAACAGGAGCAAGAAAUAAAUGCUGUUAGACAACAGCUUUCAGGCGACGAACCAAUGUCAUGGCCUACGGUAGAUAAUCGACCUUUGAAUGAAUAUCAAAUUCCUUUUUUAGCCACUAUGGCAUUCCCUACUUUAUUUCCUGAUGGUAAAGGAGAUCCUACUAAUCAGGCCUUGACAAGAGAUGUAUCCCUUCUAGAUCGAGUUAAACACUUAAUAAAGUUUGCUGAAAAAAUUGAUGGUAAAUGGGUGUACCGUUUUGCUAGCCACCCAAGGUUUUCUUACUGGGCUUUCAAUAUGAUUCAAAGAAAGAGAACUCUUGAACAAACUGGUAUUUUUCUUAAACAAAACCCUAGUGAAGCACAUCUUACAAUCUAUGAACUUCGUGAAAUGGCAGAAAAUAAUGAUUCCACAUCAUUCCUGUCAAAAGUAUCUAGAUAUGUUGCAAAUAUUGCAGGUACCAAUGCUUACUGGCACAAAGUGAAGGAAGAUUUAAAAGCUAUAAUAACUAAUGUAGGUACUCCAACAUUCUUCUUUACAUUUUCAUCGGCUGACAUGCAUUGGCCUGAACUGCAUUCUUUGUUUUAUGAUGCUACAAACACAGAAAUAUCCAGCCAAGGCAGACGUCAAAAUGUUAUUAAUAAUCCUCACAUUGUCGAUUGGUUUUUUACCCAGCGAUUAGAAAGCUUUGUGAAAUGUUGGCUCUAUGAUACACUUGAUGCAAAAUGGCAUUGGUACAGAUUUGAAUACCAAGGUAGAGGUAGCAUUCAUUGCCAUGGUACUGCUAAACUCAAGAAUGAUCCUGGGUUGUGUGAUUUGACUAAGGUUGCAUUAAGAGGAUACUUGGCUCAGAAAUUCAAAGAUGAAAAUACUGUAGAGGAUUCAUCUCAAUUAGACCAGUAUAUUGACUCUGGUAGCAAAGCUGCUGAAACUGCCUGUAAGUAUGUUGAUUGGUUACUAUCAACCAUGAAUCCAAACCCGCCUGACGAAGACAUGUGGAUCAGACCAGAUGUCCAUCCAUGUCAAAGACAAUAUAAAGACAUCCCUGAAUGGGAUAUGAAUUCUGACUAUGUUGAUCUUCUAAACAUGGUUCAACGUCACACACGUUGCAACACAAAUUAUUGCUUAAGAAAGAAGAGCAAUGAGAAGGAACUGAAAUGCAGAUUUAAUUUUCCAUUUGAGCUUUGCACUCAGACUAACAUAGAGUUUCAAAAAGUGCAUAAUAAAAAUGACAAUGAACCACAAUAUAGAGCAAGAAUUGUUACCAAAAGAAAUGAUUCUAGGCUAAAUAACAACCAACGACUUCAAUUACAAGGCUGGAGAGCAAACUGUGAUAUUCAGGUAGUUAUUGACCAKUAUGCUUGUGUAGAAUAUCUCACCAAAUAUGCAACUAAGGGAGAACAGAGAUCACCUUUACUAAAACAAGCAUUUAAUUCAAUAGUGCAAAACACAAAUACCAAUAGCAGUCCACAUAAAGCUAUUAAAAAAGUUGUCAUGAAAACCCUUGGAGAGAGGGACUAUGCAGCUUAG
Molecule: messenger RNA, 1761 nt
Organism: Exaiptasia diaphana
Lineage: Eukaryota; Metazoa; Cnidaria; Anthozoa; Actiniaria; Aiptasiidae
Exons: 1
Coding region: 1-1761 (586 amino acids)
Source: RefSeq, a predicted model, not a curated record